Molecule: messenger RNA, 2241 nt
Organism: Wallemia ichthyophaga EXF-994
Lineage: Eukaryota; Fungi; Basidiomycota; Wallemiomycetes; Wallemiales; Wallemiaceae
Exons: 3
Coding region: 1-2241 (746 amino acids)
Source: RefSeq, a predicted model, not a curated record
AUGAUAAACAAAUUAAACUCAAUAUUUACGAUCGUUAUACUUCUAGCGCUCUGUCCAGCAUCCAUGUGCUUCGGCUCUGGUGAUAUUUCCGAAAUAUCCGGUCUAGAGGACCGCGCCUACAGACAUGGAGAUAUCGAUAAUACGCUACUUGAAUUGCUUUUUACCGUAGGCUCAAGCAGCGUGAUCAAAUCAUUCCUCAAGAAAGCUUUCACUGGUUCAUCUGGGAAAAAGUUUGACGUAAAGAAUGUCAAAAGAGUCUACUUUGGUAACUGGACAAGGGACCUCAGUCAAGCAAUGGACGUAUCUACCUUGACCAAGUUCAGUCCAUCUACAAUCACCUCCAUUGUUGCGGUCCUUGGCUUUCUUUCGUUCGGCUAUGGCUCAAGAGAAUUUGAAGUAAAUGAGGAAAUCUUGGGAUGCUACAGACCUGAAGAGCAUAUUGACAAUCCAAAGAACUACGCAGAUGCACCAGAAGGCUCUCCAAGAGAGAUAACCGGCUAUGAUAAAUUGCGUGGCGGGCUCGUUGACGGUGAAUUAGACUUUGACGAAAGGACAGGAAUGAAAAACUACAUAGCUAAUGAAGACGGUGAUUGGGACACUAGUUCAGAAUAUAUCCGCAAAAAUCUAAUCGAAUCCAUCGAGCUCGGCAGAGAGGCGAGAAACGGUGGUACUGAUGAGCAAAUGUGGCAUGCUUUGUAUUUGCUUGGCAGAGCACUUCAUUGCGUCGAAGACUGGCCAGCACAUUCAAACACAAUCGAAGUCACCCUGCAAUCACUGGGCUACUCAGAUGUUUUCACUCACGUCGGAAGCAAUGUAAGGGUUGAAGCACCCGACGGAAGAAUGGUAUCGCCAAUCGUCACAGGAACAUUUGGAGGUGCAGACUUCCUCCAUUCCCUCCUUGGUGAGGCUACCGACAAGCUAAGCAGUCAAGGAAUAGGUGAUUUGAGUACGACUCUGUCUCAAAACAGGGAAAGCAAUAACUCAGACCGGUUCAGAAAACUAUUAGCUAUGCUGCUCAAGUCCAAAGAUAAGGGGGAAGCUGAUAAUGACGAUGAGGAAGGCCACCCUAGUGCUGAUGACACAGUCAACAAACUGGAUGACAUCAGUCGUCACACGCAUGAGGACUCUAUUGAUGAGAGUGAAGUUCGCGAUAUAAUUAGGCAACUAAUUAACAUUCACGACGAUAUUGCAAGAACCAUUGAUGCAGUUAUCGAGAAAGUACCCUUCAUAAGCGAUAUACUGGAUGAGGCUUCUAAUACACUGCAAGUUUUUAUAUUUUCCACUUUAGAACCUGUUCUCUCGCCUAUUUUAAAGGAUUUAAAGGACGUGAUGUUCGAAGCCUCAGCUUGCGUAGUCGAUGACGACUCUCAGCGUGAGGUCUUUGAUGAUCCCGACGCAAGCGACCCAACUCACUCGAUGCUUGCAAAGGACCACUUUGGAAACGUACUUAACGCGCCUGCUGGUAGACUGGCGAAGUUGAUGAUCACCCACAUUGUCAAUGCUGUAGUUAAGGAUGGCUGGGAUGGGGAAGCGGACCCUAGCUCAAUCGCCGAUGAAGCUCUUCAAGCUCUCCAUCAUCCAGAUUUUCAAAAUGGUUCUGCUAUUCAGGAAGAUAUGAUGCAAUUCGUCAAAGAUUGGAUUGAGUCUCAAGGAGAAGAAAAAGAUGAAGUCCUGCGUAGAUUGGAGAGAGACAGCGUUCUCGAACAUCGCAAUACAACUGAUGGACUAAGUGGUGGGUCAAUGAACCCAACUGAUCAGGAGAAAUACGGCAAAUACUAUGGUGCCAGUCAGGGUCUUCAAGGUCUUGCUGCGUCUGGGGCCCUGGAUGGACUUCCUGGAGGCGAGCAGCUGAGUGAAGGUCUUACCGCCUUGCAACUUGGUGGUGGUGACACGAAUGAGUCUGUCGAACGCUCAAGAUACGGCAGUAACAACCCAGCUCAGUACCGAUCAAGCCACGAGGAUAGUGGUGAGUAUGCUAACGAGAGCUAUGGCUCUGGCUUCAACUCAGGAAAUGAAUAUCGUUCUGGAAACCAUUAUCAAUAUACUGGCUAUGGAGGUCAGCAAUCUCCUUACGGUGGUGGCGGAUUACAGCCUAACUACGGCAACAGCGGCUACGGUGGUCCACAAGCUUAUGGUAACCCUGCUUACCCGGCAUACCCAAACCAGCAAUAUGGCUACGGUUAUACUGGUCAAGAGUACGGUAAUGCGUACGGACAAGAUUCAAACUAUUACACUCAAUAA